AUGCGCUGUCACAGGUUGCAGGCCGGCCUGAGGAAAAGAUGUCAUGGCGUCAAGACGUUCUCCGUUGAGCUUUCGGCCUCUUGCUUGUUUUCUAAACGCCUGCUAUCGCGAAGGUUUUUCGCAGCGCUGCUGCAAGUACUACUGUGCUUUCCCAGCAGUCGUUUCGUCACGGCGGUGCUGCGCUUCCCAGACGACGACUUCGACUCGCGCUGGCCAUUGCACUAUCAAAUGUAAAAAUGUCUAGGUCUGGUUCUGGAAGAAUCCGAAAUUUGUUAUGCUGUUUUUGCAUGACACAGAAUGUCUGUCAUGGAAGCCCUAGCAUCACAGAUUUUUAGAGGCCUUCCUGAUGCCUAUUCCGCAUGACAAAUGCCCUCCACGCGUAGCAUAAACCGGACUCCUCUUGCUGGUCAUGCAAUACAGAAUUUUUUAGAGUCCAAAGUUAGCAUCACAAGUUCCAACCUUCCAGACCCAGACAUUUUUGCAACCCAUAUGCACUACACAGACUGCACAGGUCGGGGGACCGCCGAGCCUGGAACUGCCGGAGACUCUUCUGCAGCUGACACAAGCCUUUUUCCGCACGCCGAUUUAUCAGCACACGAGGACGACCGAUGUUUCCGGCAGUUGCAAGUCCACACGGGCGAGGACUUGGUAUGCGGUCAGGUGAUACCCGAGUUUUCGUUCGUGCCCCACACGCUGGAUCAGGUAGCUCUGUCCACCUGCACUGAAUUUGUCUCACUUUACAACGAAACUUUUGCCGCGGCUGAGGAGCAGAGGCAGACGGCAAUAAAAGGAGGCGAUAGCAUUAGCAGCGACGGGAAAAGUGCUGAUUCCAAAAGUCUUAUCCGAGAAACGCACGACGCUUACCUGGCGAAAUGGCAGCAGUUUGUGGAGUUGGUUCAGCGGCGAACCACGGAAGUUCUCUCGUACCUGCAGUCUGGUGCGGCUGAGGACCCGCAAAAGUAUCAGGAGCAGCUGGACGUGCCCGCCUACGCAAACACAACUCUGGACGUCUUGCAGGCACAUCUUUCCAAGCUCACAGAUGAAGUCGAGGCGGUGUGGGAGAGCGGAGUGCCGAAGCUGCUGCGAACCCCCAUGUCUGGACAGGGAGAAAUCGUGGAGGACGCUGCUUCAUCAUCUGUAACAACCGCAAACGCUAUGGAAAGCCUUUCUGACCUACUGCACGCCACUGCGCACGUGAUCUACACCAGGGUCUGCCUGCUCAUCGAGAACUGGUCCAUGACUGUGUUAACAAACUUUCACAUUUGGCGCCUGGAGGGCGAUUCGGCCGCAACGCACAUACUGGCAAGCCUGCGAGGCAACACGAAGAUACCCCAGCCGAAUUACAUUUUUCACGACAUCGGCCCGAAAAGGUGGAACGUCUUGCGCUAUCUGAUCGAAAAUAAACUACCAAGAAAGGGCCUACUCGCUAGCAGUACCGACGGGAAAGCAACAAUAAUAAAUGGCGACAAUCAACCAUACAAAAUCCGCAUGCUGGAGGUCGGCGUGGACCAAGCCAAUACGACCGAGCGCCUGCUUCAAACCUACUCGAACCUUUUCCAUGUCGGCGUAGAUCCUUGGCAAAAUAAACCAGUGGAGACGGGUGUUCGUGAUGUUGCGGUCAAUGGAGAUCUGACGUUCGAACGGGUUCAGUCCAAGCUGCGGCGGUUCGGCGACCGGUCGGUACUACUACGCAUGACCAGCUACGAGGCGUCGCUUCUGUACGAACCUGCUUCCUCUGCCGCUGCGGUCGGAGCAGCUGGCGAAUUGCAGCAGGACAGAGCUGCAGCUUCGUCUGCGAACUCAAUUAGCGAAAGCGAUGGCGAGAAAAAAUUCGACCUGAUUUUUCUCGACGCGCUGCAUGACCACGCAAGCGUAGUGCAAGAUGUCCUGCAGUGGAUUUGGAAGGUCGAUUUUGCGAACGGUGCGAUUCUCUGCGGACAUGACUACCAAUGGCAAUACCCAGGACUUCCCAUGUAUGGUAUUGAAAAUCUUGAGUCAAGGCAGAGCAUGUUUCUCAGAAAUAUUUUAUGUAGGUAGUCGUGCUUCAAGAGCAGGAGACAAAGAGGUGGAACGUGUGUCUUCUACACGAUGCCAAAAGGCAAUGUGCAGGCAGUGCUGGUUGCAAGUGUAGCGCAUGACUGACGUCUUGAUUCAAGAUUUUGCUAUUAUACGCUGGCUGUAGUCACGGUAGCGCAACGUGUAGGGAAGCAGGUUCACCUGAGCAGUGAUGGUAUGUGGUGGAUGGAGUUCCUGUAGCGAACAAGACGAAGGAGCGGAAGCAAACAUAUUGACAUACAGGCUCACGAAAGAACACCGCAAUAUUGCCACCAAGAUAAGCCUGCCGUUUUUUUUUCAAGCUACAGUAGCGC
Amoebophrya sp. A120 is the source of this 2369-nucleotide messenger RNA. NCBI's taxonomy places the organism in Eukaryota, Dinophyceae, Syndiniales, Amoebophryaceae. The record is from the annotation of a GenBank genome assembly.